Molecule: messenger RNA, 2269 nt
Organism: Coffea arabica (coffee)
Lineage: Eukaryota; Viridiplantae; Streptophyta; Magnoliopsida; Gentianales; Rubiaceae
Product: calcium-dependent protein kinase 2
Biological process (GO): protein phosphorylation
Molecular function (GO): calcium ion binding; ATP binding; protein kinase activity
Source: RefSeq, a predicted model, not a curated record
ACUUUGAGCCUGUGAUGGGCUGGAGAAAAGUCAACCGACUACAGGUCUUGUGACUGCUGCUCUGAUCUGAUGAAUAUCCAUCUUUCGGUCGAUCCUCCAUCAAAGUUGAGCUGGAUUACGCCAUUUUCCGCGUGGGGUUUUUAGCUUUGAAACCCAAAAAUAAUCAAGAGAUUUUAUUUUACUUCCCCCUGAUCCCUACUUGCGAUAUUUUCCAAAGUUGCAAUCUUUAUCCUUGGAUGCUCCAAAGUUCAAUCAUUUCCGCGAAAUUUCAAGAAAUCCCAUCAAUAAAGUCUCAAGCUUGAUCUGAAAUUCAAUAACUUGUCUGAAGAAAUGGGUGGUUGUUUCAGCAAGAAAAAGUACCCCCAAUCAAGUAUUAAUGGGCACAGAUCAGGAGGUGGUGCAGCAGCAGCAGCCACCACCACAGCAUAUCAGCAGAGCUACCAAACCAAUCAAAAACAGGCCGUCCAAUACACUCCUCAGCCACAUCAAGCAGAGAGGUUUUAUCAGCCGCAGCCACCGUCAUCUGUUCCUGCAAAACCUUCAGCGCAACCACCCCAGAGGCCAAGGCCUGCUCAGAGGCAGGAGCCAAAUACAAUUUUGGGGAAGCCCUUCGACGAUGUGAGGGCCCACUACACCCUUGGCAGAGAGCUGGGUAAGGGUCAGUUUGGGGUGACCUAUCUUUGUACUGAGAAUGCAACUGGGCAAAAAUAUGCCUGCAAGUCAAUAUUGAAAAGGAAGCUUGUGAGCAAAAAUGAUAAGGAGGAUAUGAAGAGGGAAAUUCAGAUAAUGCAGCAUUUGAGUGGACAGCCUAAUAUUGUGGAAUUCAAGGGUGCUUAUGAGGAUAGGCAAUCAGUGCACAUUGUUAUGGAACUUUGUGCUGGUGGGGAGUUGUUUGAUAGGAUUGUUUCUAGGGGACAUUAUUCUGAGAGGGAUGCUGCUGAACUUAUCAGACAAAUUGUGAAUGUUGUCCACAUUUGUCAUUUUAUGGGUGUGAUGCAUAGGGAUCUCAAACCUGAGAAUUUCUUAUUAGCAAGCAAGGAUGAAAAGGCAAUGCUAAAGGCAACUGAUUUUGGGCUCUCUGUCUUCAUUGAAGAAGGAAAGGUCUACCGUGAUAUAGUUGGUAGUGCAUACUAUGUUGCUCCUGAAGUAUUGCGCCGUAGCUAUGGGAAAGAAAUAGAUAUUUGGAGUGCUGGUGUUAUUUUGUAUAUUCUACUUAGUGGUGUACCUCCAUUUUGGGCUGAGACUGAAAAAGGAAUAUUUGAUGCCAUACUGCAAGGGGAAAUUGACUUUGAAAGCCCGCCAUGGCCAUCGAUUUCGAAUAUUGCCAAAGACCUAGUUCGCAAAAUGCUGACCAUGGAUCCAAAAAAGAGGAUCACUUCUGCACAAGUUCUUGAGCAUCCAUGGAUAAGAGUAGGUGGAGAAGCAUCAGAUAAGCCAAUUGAUAGUGCAGUACUGUCCAGAAUGAAGCAAUUCAGAGCAAUGAACAAGCUCAAGAAACUCGCUCUGAAGGUCAUUGCUGAAAACUUAUCUGAAGAAGAAAUCAAAGGUCUUAAAGCAAUGUUCACAAAUAUAGAUACCGACAAUAGUGGCACAAUUACUUAUGAAGAGUUGAAAUCUGGAUUAGCUCGACUUGGAUCUAAGUUGUCAGAGAACGAAGUGAAGCAACUCAUGGAAGCUGCUGAUGUGGAUGGUAAUGGAUCCAUUGACUACAUUGAAUUUAUUACUGCUACAAUGCACAGACACAGGCUUGAAAGAGAUGAGCAUCUGUAUAAAGCAUUCCAGCACUUUGACACGGAUCAUAGUGGCUUUAUCACGAGAGAUGAACUGGAGUCUGCUAUGAUGGAGUAUGGAAUGGGUGAUGAGGCCACCAUAAAGGAAAUUAUUUCAGAGGUGGAUACAGAUAAUGAUGGGAGAAUCAAUUAUGAGGAGUUUUGUGCAAUGAUGAGAAGUGGAACUGCAGCACAGGGGAAGCUCUUCUAGAACGUAAGCACUUGACCUCUCAAGGGAAGUUCUACUGAUUUGCUAGGUACAGUAAGAGAGGUCUGCUGGUAAAAGGGCUAUUUGGCCUGAGGACGCAUGAGUCAGCAAAUUUUUUUUUUUCUGUAUCUUUCGCCAAAAUUGUGUAUCGAAACGAUUGUAGUUAACACAGAAUGAGGCCUAUAGUUUGGAUUUCUUCUGGAGUAAAUCGCAGUUGUGCAUAUUUGGUUGAAUAAUAACGUUGUGGGUUUCUCUACAUAUCACUGUGUUUCACCCAAAUUUUACAUUGUCU